Messenger RNA from Paramecium pentaurelia, 1238 nucleotides. The record is from the annotation of a GenBank genome assembly. NCBI's taxonomy places the organism in Eukaryota, Ciliophora, Oligohymenophorea, Peniculida, Parameciidae.
AUGUAAUCACCUACAUCGUCUAUAAAUAAAUUACGAAACUCACUUACUAGCUUUUAUGUUAAAAGUAGUUGUUCUAAUAAAACAUCACCAAUCAAAGAAGACCCUACAAUACUCUAAAAUCUAUUAAGAAUGUAACAGAAAGAAAUUGAUAGAUUGGAACAUCAGAAUAAGAAUCUCCAAGUACUUACAUAACAUUAAUGUUCCAUACUUUAUUAAGAGAGAACGUUACGUACAAACUCUACUAAAUUAUAAAUACAUGCAGAUUUACCACAACCAUUACCCAAUGCUAGAAAUGCUAGAAGAUCAACAAUAAAGAAUGUAUUAUAGGCUAUGAAACCACCACCUCGUAAAAUGGUAGUCUCUAAUAAACUAUAAAUGACUAACAAUGAAUGUUUUAAGUUAAGCUCAAUUCUAGAAGCAACUAAUACAUAAGCAAAAUAAUUAUAUCAUGAUGACAGUAGUAUAUAAUUAGUCAAAGAAAUACUAAAAGAUGAGGAUUCAUUUAUUGAUAUUAUUACAACAUAUCCUCCUUAAUAAGUUUCAAUUAUGUAUGAUAAAAUUAAGAAAUUGAUAAAUGAACAUGAAUAGAUGUUUGAAAUGAUAUUAAAGUUCAAGUAAAUUAUAGAUAACUCUUUUAAUCUAUAAAAUAUUAAAUUACAAUUAGAAGCACUAAAUCAGUUGAGUUAAUAAUGUAAGAAUAUCCUUGAAUGUAAAAAUGCAUAGAUUAUUAUUAAUAAUGAUGAGACAAAUAAAUCAUAUAUAUAACAUGUCUAUAAUAACAAAUAAAUCCUUAAUUUGAAAAAUGCUAAAUUUGAUGAACGAUUUAAAAAUGAAAAUUUCAAUCAAUUAUUAGCAGCGCCAAUUUUAGACAAUAAUAGAUGUUUAGGUGUUAUUGUUUGUUAAGAUAAAUCAAUCAAUUUUAGUAAUGAAGAUGAAAUUUUGAUUUAAUACAUUUGUAGACAGGCUCAAUAUAUACUAAACAAUUAAAUAUCUAAUAAUAAAAUUGAAAUUCAACUUUAAAAAUAUUAACAUGCUCUAAAAAGUUUAUUAUUAUUAUAAUCAAUCGAUGAUUUAGAUACUAAAUUACAUUUCUCUUAAUAAAGACUUUGUGAAAUUAUGAACAGUAGUGAAUGUAAAAUAAUAUUACUUCAAUAAGAUAAUGAACUUUAAAAGAGUAUUAUAUGGGAAGCUAUUCAUAACAAUUAGACACUUUUUAUUAAUAAUUGCUAUAAUCAUGA